GUAAUCGCAUGUAGAGACAAAGUAAAGAUCGUCGGAGCUGAAAAAGUAUGGGAUGCUGAUGCUUAUGCAUCGGCUAUUCUUUUCCCAUAUACAUCAACUAGUACACAUAUAAACAUGUAUAUAUGGACAGCGAGCGUAUUCCACAAAUCUGGGUUUGAAAAUCAUCCUGAUGAAGCCGACCGAGAAAACAUAGAAUCGAGGAAAAAACUCCAGAUUCAACCAUGUCCCCCAAGAACAUCUCCAUAAUCCACAUCCCCUCAGACAUAGGUUCCCUCUACCCCGGCAAAUCCCGCGCCCCAGCCGCCUUCACCGCCGCAGGCUUCCAGACAAAACUCCAGGCCGCAGGCCAUUCUAUCGUGGAAUACAAUGCCUUCUCCUCCGCUCACUUCUCGGAACCCACCCCAGUGGUAUCAGCGACGUGGAAACCCUCUAGCAGAUCUCCAAACGGAGCUCGCAACGAAGCAGAGACAGUCAAAGCCUGCCAUGCCGUGAAAAACACCGUUGCACUCGCGCUAGCCAACAGCGAGAAGCGAGGUACCAAAGAAGAUGAAAGCAAGAAGAAAAACAUGCAGUUCUUCAUAGGAGGAGAAUGUCUCUACACCCCAGCAAUCCUCUCAGCAUACUGGCACCACUUCAACCCUCCCUCCCCCUCUCCCACCACAAGCAAAACAAUGGAAAACCAAGCCAGCGAGCAGAAAAUCGGCAUCAUCUACAUGGACGCAGAUACGGACCUCUACCUCCCAAACGAACCCUCCACCCCAGGCACCCUCGCCUCAAUGACCCUCUCCCACCUCACCCUCCGCCCCGGCUCCCUCCCCUCCAUGGCCCCCUUCUCCCGCCCCAACAACACCGCAGUAGUAACCCCGCAAAUCAUCUCUCUCUUCGGCACAAACGCCACCGCCCUCGCAAACGGCCCCCCCGCCCACCUCUCCUACCUCCUCGACAACCAUUUCCGCGUCCACACUUCGUCGGCCGUGCAAGCCUCGCCUGUUGCGUGCGCGAAGGAGGCGUUGGCGUGGAUCGAGGAGAGGGUCGAUUGGAUUGUGCUGCAUUUGGAUGUCGAUGUUAUUAAUCCGGGGAGCUUUGCGUUGGCGAAUGUGCCGAAUUUUACCGGGUUGGGGUAUCGGGAGUGUUUGGAUGCUUUUGGGGUGUUUUUGCGGAGUGAGAAGGUGGUUGGGGUUAGUGUUGCGGAGGUUAAUCCGGAUCAUGAUUGCGAGGGGGAGAUGGUUGGGCGGCUUGUGGGGGAUUUGGUAGGCGCUUUGGGGGAGUGAU
Messenger RNA from Periconia digitata, 1272 nucleotides. The record is from the annotation of a GenBank genome assembly. Lineage: Eukaryota; Fungi; Ascomycota; Dothideomycetes; Pleosporales; Periconiaceae.